CGAAUAAAUACGUUAUACUUGCUUUGUUAUAUCUGUUAGUCAUACACAUCUAUACUCAUAGAGUUAUAUAGUUUGACCAGAUUGACAACAUCAUGGUGUCCCUGUCCGGAAACUCUGUGUAUCCCCACGAUGUCCUCACUGUGUUGUUCUGUCUGCUGACAGUAUCCCAGGCGUACGUUAAUGUCGCCCUCAACAAACCAGCAUACCAACCGUACUCUACAGGUAUGGACAGAUAUGACGCCAGUAACGCUGUAGAUGGACGUAAAUCAGACCUGAGUAGUGGUGGAGGUCAAUGUGCUGUAUCAUACGAUAAACAAACCGCCACCUGGUGGGUGAACCUGACAACCAUCCACAGCAUCAACCACAUCACCAUCUACUUCAGGACGGACAAUCAACCAUGGGGUCCCUCUAAUGGGCUCACUAAGUAUUUCCUUGGAUUCUCUGUGUACGUCUCCAAUACAACAGACAGACUACAGGGAACACUGUGUUACAAGGACGACAACUUUACACCAGACACCAUACCUGCUGUCUUCAACACCUCCUGUCCUGUACAUAGACAGUACGUCAUCUACUACAACGAGAGACUACCAGGAGUUACCUACCCUGACGGUUACUCUGACACUGUUGCCACUGACCUCUGUGAAGUGGAGGUGUAUGGGUGUCCUGCUACGGGUUAUUUUGGGUCCAACUGUUCCGUUCCCUGUCCAGACGUUAACUGUCAGUACUGUCACAUAGAGAUGGGCACCUGCCAGGGCUGUAAACCUGGAUACAAAGGUCACCGAUGUGAAAUAACUUGUGAAAGGGGAACAUAUGGUGCUGGUUGCAAAGACACAUGUGGACACUGCCGUGAAGUAAACCAGUGCUCCAUCAACAAUGGGACUUGCUUAACUGGGUGUGAUGCUGGUUUUAAAGGAGACUUGUGUAAAACUACUUGUGACAGAGGGUCGUAUGGCUACGACUGCAAAGAAACAUGUGGACAUUGUCGUGACAGAUACCAGUGUUCCAACAUCAAUGGAUGGUGUCAGACUGGAUGUGAACCUGGUUAUCAAGGAGACUUGUGUAAAACAUCAUGUGACAGAGGGUCGUAUGGUUCUGAAUGCAAUGAAACAUGUGGACAUUGUCGUGACGUAGACCAUUGUUCCAAUAUUAAUGGGACGUGUUCGACAGAAUGUGGUGCUGAUUAUCAAGGAGACUUGUGUAAAACUCUUUGCCCUGUUGGAUAUUUUGGAGAAGACUGUUCUAACACAUGUAUCAACAGUUAUACCUGCGAUGGUUGUAGCGAUGUCAGUGGUUCAUGUGAUUAUGGCUGCCGUCCUGGCUGGAUAGGAUACUUCUGUCAAAAAAGUACAUAUUCUAUUUAUUUUAUUUUUUAUUCAUGGUAUGGUAAUCAGAGAUUUAAUAAUUGAUUAUUAAUUAUCGAAAUAGUAUUCAAAAUAUUACAUUAGACAUUUGUUUUGAAAUAUGAGGCUUGGCUUAUAAAUUGUAUAUUUUCAAGUUUACCUCAAAGUAACAAUAACCCAUAUAAAUUAAAAAAUGUGCCAACGAAUGACCACGUUGAUCAUUUAAUGUGUACCAAGUUGUACUAAUGUGGGUACAUCAGAAGCCAACAAUAGGUUAGUGUUUACAUUUUUCUUGUAAAAUAAGUAAAGAAUUAUUUUAGACAACACACACAGUCAAUAUAACAGUAAAACAGAUAUGUAUUUUUAAGAAAAUCAUAAACUUAAUUUGCGUAAAAAUAGAUAUACACUCGCCGUAGUUCUGAAGAGAGAAGUAAUGGCAACGCAAGUAAGUAUGAAUAUGUGAUGUUUUGCAGUUUUUCUCUUAAAAUUACACACCUAUUAUUUUAAUCUUUAGGCAAUGUUUUAUUCUCUAAAAUAAGUAUUGAAUAUGAUCGUUAUAUAAAAUUUGUAUUAAUGUUAAAUGAAACCCUGUCAUCGCGUUGGUGUUUAAAGCAACUCGGCUACUGAAAAACAACGUGGAAUAAUGCACUCGGUGUACCAGGGUAAGUAGUAACUUUGCUUAUCGAAUCUAUAUCAUAUAAUGCUGCCAUUUAUUGAAAUUGUAAUUUUGUGAAUUGUUCACAAAUCCGGCUGUUCUAAUAUUUGUAAAAACAAACAAACACGUAUAAGUGUGUUUAUACUUUAAAGUUGUUUCUUUAAUAUAAAUGAAAUAAAAAUGUUUGUAAGUCAUCCAGUGUUGAUGAGUUAUAACCUAAAUGUAAGUUUGUUUUGAAACUUUGUAAAUGUAUUAUGACACUUUAAAUAUAUUUCUUUGUCAUUUGUCAUUUCCUCUCUAAAGUUAAGUAUAUUUUACAAUUAAACUAUUUGUCAAAACAGGAAUAGGACUGGAAGGGGGAGAUGUCAACUACUCGUCAGAACAGGAAUAUGACACGAGGGGAGAGAACUGCUUAUAUGGUCUAAUGUCGUGAAGAAGACAGAAAAUGGUGUGAAAAGUGAACAUAUCCGAUUUGCUACAUAUUGUAGGACAUUAUUAUUUUGUAAAAAUAAAAUGUUUUAAAGUGUUGGACUAAGUUAUUGCAAUGUUUAAGACGGAACAAAUGGAGCUCCAGCAGCUAGAAAACAUUUUAGGUUAUUGAUGUUUUUGAAAGCAUAACGUGACUAUUAAAAACAUCCCGUAAGACGAUUCAUAGACGGGUGUUUCCAAACAUACAGAGGAAUGCUUAUUGAAAUAUUGAUAUCUUCUUGUUGACCUUUAUUUUAGCUUUCACUGUAUUUUGCCUAUAAAUAAAACAAGGCAAUGGAGGUCAGAUAUCAGAUAACAUCUGGAGAAAGAAAGAAGACUGAAAAGAAUUGAAUUAACAUUGUUGUCGCCAUCGAUCAUCAUAAGGGGCGUGUUCUAUUGCAAGGCCAAAUGCAUUUACCGAGACUGGAGAGGGCAAAUGAAACUUAACACAUGGUCGUGUCAAAUAAUACCCGGAUGUCAUUCUCGAAAUGUCAACUGGAAUAAAGACCUGACUGCUAAAUGUAUUAACCACCGGCAGAUGCAUCCCAAUCAUUUGUAGGAAUCCCUCUUGUACUCAAAGAACUUAUGCCUUUACCUGGACACAACUACUGAUCUGUGAACUUAAACAGUUUUUAAAGCAAUUACAAAAACAGAAUGUUUCCUAAUCGAUGUAGACAUUACAUUGUAUUUCUUUAACUGUAAACUGUAGCAGUUUUUAAAAUAAUUACAAAAAAAUAUAUGGUUGUGUAAUAAUGAACAGAAUGUUUCCUAAUCGAUGUAGACAUUACAUUGUAUUUCUCUCAUCAUGAUUAGUUUAAGAAUAGCUGUAAAUAAUCUUUGAAAACGGCGUUGCAUUAAUAACAUUUGCAGACUUCCCAUUUUAUGACAUUCUCGUAAUAAAAUGAAUGAUUGUACAGAAAACGUGUUUAUCUGUAUAUAAAACAUAGUAUUAAAACCCUUGUAACACCGGAGCUGCGUCUUCAUGGCGAUACCGACGCGUCCUUAAAUAAUGUAGAUCAUCACGCAGUACACGCAGUAGAGUCUACUUCAGCGCCGUAACAAUGCAACGGCAUCUUCAUUUGCACCUUAACGAGGCCGAGUACAGAACGAGUACGCACGCUUUCGUGCAGCGUUUCAUUUGUAUUGUGACGUCAUCUUUUUGCUUGGUUGACGCCAUGGCGUUAUAGUUUCAACUGCAGAUAUUCAGCGAAAAUUGUAGAAAAUAUCUCGUUUGAUCCGUAAAAAUAAUGUUAUAUUGUGGAAUAAACAUAAAUAUCUCGAAGUAUAAGCUAUAUUAGGGCUCGGGUAGAAAACAUAAAGAGGGUUCAGCAAGCCUAGCCCUUCUGUCACGUUUUCUUAACCCACCUAAAUAUAGCUUAAUUCAUAUAUUUCAAGACAGUAACCAUGUAUUUUAUAUUAAUCACCCUUAAUAUGUGAUGUUAUAUAUUUUUUUAUUACUUAGAUAUGUCUGAAUGUUUUAAUAAUAUUAAGAAGAUCACAUUUUCCGCCUUUGUCAAAUAAAAAAUAGCCAUUAUCUGACGAAUCUGGGAAAUUGGGCAUACAAAAAUCAACUUUGAUAAGACCCCUGGAACAAACCAGGAGGUAAAACGUUUUUUUUAUUUGACAAUUUGAUGCCUUUUAGCAAUAACUUAAAUAUGUAGAACAGAAAAAGAAAACCCUAGGGCAGAAGUUUUGAAAAAAUGUAAAAAAUAUGCAAAAUUGAUACAUUUCAAGCCAAAUCCCAUAGGGUCCUAUGUUAAAGACGAACAAACUUUGAGAUGACCCCCUAAACAAACAGUGUGGUAAAUGUCUUAUUUUUAAAUCUUAAAAUAAUAAUUAUAUCAGUAGAAAUUCAUGUAAAAAGUUUCAUCCAAAAAUCUAGGGCAGAACAAAUUAGACCCGGCUUCGUUAAGAACUCAAACCCCGCCACAAUAGCUCUGUUGGCGCGCUCAAGGAACGCAGCCAUUCGCAGUGUAGACGCUGUGAUCAGUUGAUUGCACUUGCACGAAGACCCCGUUCAUUGCGCUCUCUUGACGUUUCCUCUGCGUUUAUACCGCGCUUGAAAUUGCGCUAGUGCAAUGUCAACCAGACUACGAAAAUUUGAAUAACGGCUGUUGUACAAAAGCUAGCGAUGUAGUAAUCUUAAACUUGAUGUCGAUGAGUGUUGAAAAAGGAGACUUUGCGAAUAUUCCAGGACCUAUUGGAAGGCGUAGAUCGAAUUCAUGUUUUGUUCUGAUGUUUUCACUUUUUUUUCCAACAACUAAUAACGGUAUUUUUGUAGACCUGUUUACUAGGAUGUGUGUCUUUCACAAAUUAUUUAGAAAGUAGUUACGUUUCAAUUUACGAGGUACCUUAUUUUGUCAAAACAAAAACAUAUUUUUAUCAUUCAUUUACCAGUUGUAAAGUGUAAAGACCGCUUGGCGGAUACUCAGCGAGACCACAAUCAAUCGCCAAGUAGAAAUCUGUGGAAACACAGUUACACGCCGCGGGAGUUCAGUAGAAACCCCUCAGUCGUCGUCAGGACGCCGUGACAUUUUUAUUCGUAAAAAAUUCUGAUAAAAUUAAACAUUAUUUUUUCUGAAUUUGGUUUGCGAUCCUUCGGCGAUUCCAUGAAUUUUACAACGAUGUUAAUACGCUGUGGAACGGCAACUAUGUUUGACAGGGUUUUAAUAUAGUUGAUCUUAAAAUUAUCUUUACUAAAAGCACUGAAUGUUGAUAUAAUAUUUUAUAACAAUUACGCUUUUUUAAAAAUCAGUUUUGUUUGUGUUUUAUUUCUUUUUUUAAAGUUUGCAUUGUCCACUUCAUUCCGAUGUAUGAUUUGUUUUUUAAUUUGAAAGUUCUGUUCUUAUCAAAACAUAUUUUAGAAAGCUGUGGAUAUCUUCACCGGUAGUUCCGUAUUUAAUUAUUAACAUUGUUGAGAUACAUAUAUAAUCAGCUAUUGUAUGUUUUCAUAUGAUAAUUGGUUGCUUUGUUUGUGUUGUGACUUCAGAGCUCGCUAAUUACAGUAUUAAAAGUAUCGUUUGCGAGGAAAGAGUCGCCGGAAUAUUGGAGGAGGAGGAAUCUCCUGGAAUUUCUGUAAUUUGUCACGGGGUUUCUGACAAAGAACUGUUUAAACAUGCGAUGUGUGUUGUCUGUAAAAUGGCUAUAGACUUGUGACCGGCCUGUGGGAGUACCGUCCAUUUAACUGCCCCGUGUAAUCGUAACAAUCAGCUCCGAUCAGUCGAGUAUAUGUUGAAAUGUGUUUAGAUAAAUUAUUAUUAUUACUAUUUUGUAAAUA
This is a messenger RNA of Magallana angulata, 5740 nucleotides long. Its product is annotated as multiple epidermal growth factor-like domains protein 11. Gene Ontology annotation, molecular function: scavenger receptor activity. Bases 93 to 1406 code for a protein of 437 amino acids. Lineage: Eukaryota; Metazoa; Mollusca; Bivalvia; Ostreida; Ostreidae. The record is from RefSeq and is a predicted model, not a curated record. The transcript has 10 exons.